Molecule: messenger RNA, 1229 nt
Organism: Erigeron canadensis
Lineage: Eukaryota; Viridiplantae; Streptophyta; Magnoliopsida; Asterales; Asteraceae
Product: transmembrane protein 184C-like
Exons: 5
Coding region: 147-1007 (286 amino acids)
Biological process (GO): transport
Molecular function (GO): transporter activity
Source: RefSeq, a predicted model, not a curated record
UUUUUAUGUCGACAAAAUGUUAGAAAAAAUAUAUAUAUAAAUCAUCUACCAACCCACACUCUUUAAAAUCCUUGGCAGAAGAAACAAAAUAAGCAGGGUCUGCUUCUUAAUAUCCAGUGGAUUGACGAGCAUUAAAGAACUCCGAGAUGACUCCUAAGCAAGUGACACUAUUUGGUUCUGGAUCUUUAGUAGCGAUUACAGUUCUCUUAUCUUUGAAGUUGUUUAAAGAUCAUCUUGCACAUUGGAAGAAACCAAAGGAACAAAAGGCAAUUCUAGUGAUAAUUCUCAUGGCACCCAUUUAUGCUGUUGAUUCUUAUGUUGGAUUGGUUGAUAUUCGUGGUAGUGAGACCUUUUUCUUGUUUUUAGACUCUAUCAAAGAAUGCUACGAGGGUUUGGUGAUGGCUAAGUUCUUAGCUUUGCUGUACACUUACUUAAAUAUAUCUAUAAGCAAGAACAUAGUCCCGGAUGAGAUCAAAGGAAGAGAGAUCCACCACUCGUUCCCAAUGACUCUCUUUCAACCUCACUCAGUUCGUUUGAACCAUCAAAACUUGAAGCUCCUUAAAUAUUGGACAUGGCAGUUUGUAGUGAUUCGCCCUGUUUGCUCUGUUUUAAUGAUAGUUUUACAACUCCUUGAGAUAUAUCCCGAUUGGCUUAGCUGGACAUUCACUAUGAUCUUGAAUGUAUCUGUUUCCUUGGCAUUAUAUGCUCUUGUGGUUUUCUAUCAUGUAUUCGCUAAAGAGUUAGCACCACAUAAGCCUCUCGCCAAGUUCUUAUGUGUCAAAGGAAUCGUCUUCUUCUGUUUUUGGCAGGGAAUUGUACUCAGUGGUCUCGUGUCAGUGGGCAUAAUCAAAUCGAAUCAUUUUUGGCUUGAUGUGUCACAUAUCCAACAAGCUCUGCAAAAUGCAUUGGUGAUUGUGGAGAUGGUGUUUUUCGCCAUCUUUCAGAUGUAUGCAUACACUGCUGCACCAUACAAGGAGGCCGAUGUGAAAGAGAAGAAGAAAGAGUGAUUGGGUACUUGCAUCAUUUCUUGGAAAUAGAUAAUGAUGAAUAUUCGGUUUUUGGGCGUUAUAAAUGUACCACUGGCCUGUUUAGCUCACAAACAUGAAACAUAUAUAUAAAUAUGAAUAAUGAUGAUUUAUUCCUUCUUGAAGGGCUUGUAUUUUGAUAAGCUAUAAAGGUAUGAUAGAUAUUUGAAUGAAGAGUGCCUUAUGGUAUAUCUUUGCACGAUA